UUAUCUGCUCUUACCUCUCAGCUCUCUCUCUCUCUCUCUCUCUCUCUCUCUCUCUGUUAUCUUCCUUCUUUCCUUCGCCUCCUUCCAAUUCUGCUCAUCCACUCACUCCCUCUUUCUCUUUCUUCUUCCUCCUCCUCUUCUGCUCCGAAAUUCAAUGACCCCAUCAUUGUGUCGCUUCCGAUUCACCUCACUUCUUAUCGAGCUCGUCCUACUCAAUUCUCAAUGAGACUGCGCUUUCUCAACACAACAUGGCAUCUGCUUCUUCCAUGUCAGUUUCUUUAGAAUGUGUGAAUGUGUGCAAGCAGUGGAGAUGGGAAGGGGGUGGAAGAUAUGAUUGUAAUCUUCUGUCGUGUGCCUGGAAAGCUCCAAGGGUCCUUACUGGAUUUCUUGCAAGCACGGCUCAUCCUCAUCAGUCUUUGUCCACGUCCCGGCGGCGAAAUGGGAGAAGGAACCGGUAUAAUUUUGAAUGCAAAGCCUUUAGUAUAGUUAGUUCACAUCCAGACGGAGCGCUUGAUAUCAUACUUCUUGAAGGAUUCUCUAAAUCUAUCUUGUCUCAAGUUGCUAGUAGAAGAUGGCAGUUACGUAGUUCGUCAGCCUUCUCAGUGGAUACUGCCAAUGAUGUUACCCCUGAAAGUUUGUGGGAGGAUCUUAAACCUGCGAUCUCAUACCUAUCCCCUAAAGAACUAGAAUUAGUUCAUAAUGCCCUUAUGUUGGCGUUUGAAGCUCAUGAUGGUCAGAAAAGACGCAGUGGUGAACCUUUCAUCAUUCAUCCAGUUGAGGUUGCACGUAUUCUUGGAGAACUUGAACUUGACUGGGAAUCGGUGGUAGCUGGGUUACUUCAUGACACAGUUGAGGAUACAAAUCUUGUUACUUUUGAAAAAAUUGAGGAUGAGUUUGGUGCUACUGUACGCCACAUUGUGGAAGGAGAAACCAAGGUGUCAAAGCUAGGAAAAUUGAAGUAUAAGAAUGAAAAUGAUUCUGUUCAAGAUGUAAAAGCAGAGGAUCUUCGGCAAAUGUUUCUGGCCAUGACAGAGGAGGUUCGGGUUAUUAUUGUCAAAUUAGCAGACCGGUUACAUAACAUGCGCACUCUAUCUCAUAUGCCUCCACAUAAACAGGCUAGCAUUGCAAUGGAGACAUUACAGGUGUUUGCCCCCUUGGCAAAGUUGCUUGGGAUGUAUCAAAUUAAGUCAGAACUAGAAAAUCUUUCAUUUAUGUACACAAAUGCUGAAGAUUAUGCUAAAGUCAAGAGGAGAGUUGCUGACCUAUACAAAGAACAUGAGAAAGAACUUAUGGAGGCAAACAAAAUAUUGAUGAAGAAAAUCCAAGACGAUCAGUUCUUAGACCUUCUGACUAUUAAGACAGAAGUCCGUGCGGUGUGUAAAGAGCCUUACAGUGUCUAUAAGGCUGUUCUCAAAUCAAAAGGAUCAAUCAAUGAGAUUAACCAAAUUGCACAGCUUCGUAUCAUCAUUAAACCAAAGCCAUGCCUUGGGGUUGGUCCUUUAUGCAAUGCACAGCAGAUUUGCUAUCAUGUUCUGGGCUUGGUCCAUGGAAUCUGGACCCCUAUUCCUAGAUCUGUGAAGGAUUACAUUGCAACCCCAAAACCCAAUGGCUACCAGAGUCUUCAUACAACUGUGAUUCCGUUUUUGUAUGAGAGCAUGUUUAGGCUAGAAGUCCAGAUUAGAACAGAAGAAAUGGAUUUGAUAGCUGAAAGGGGCAUUGCUGCUCAUUAUAGUGGGAGAGAAUUUAUCACUGGCUUGGUUGGAAGUGCAUUGCCUAAUGGUAAAAGUGCAAGAGGGAAGACAGUGUGUCUUAAUAAUGCCAACAUUGCACUCAGAAUUGGCUGGCUCAAUGCAAUUAGAGAGUGGCAAGAAGAGUUUGUUGGCAACAUGAGUUCCAGGGAGUUUGUAGACACAAUUACAAGAGAUCUGUUGGGAAGUCGUGUCUUUGUGUUUACACCCAGGGGAGAGAUUAAAAAUCUUCCUCAAGGUGCUACUGUCAUUGACUAUGCUUAUAUGAUACACACUGAAAUUGGUAACAAGAUGGUAGCUGCAAAGGUCAAUGGUAAUCUUGUUUCUCCUGCACGUGUACUUGCAAAUGCAGAAGUAGUGGAGAUAAUCACAUAUAAUGCACUUUCCAGCAAAUCAGCUUUUCAGAGGCAUAAGCAAUGGUUGCAACAUGCUAAAACCCGUAGUGCAAGGCACAAAAUAAUGAAGUUCCUUAGGGAGCAAGCCGCACGUUCUGCUUCUGACAUCACAACGGAAGCAGUCAAUGACUUUGUCACUGAUUCUGAAGGAGAAAGUGAAUCUGAAGAACUGUCACAUGGUUCAAAUGGUUGUAGACCAACGUGGGGAAAAAUGUUUGUGAAUGGAGUGGAAAUAACAACUCCAGAAAGGAAUCGGGUUCUCCCCCAAAGUAAGAAUGGAAGUGUUUGGUCCCCCAAGGUAAACGGAAAACAUAACAAGCACGUGCAUCAUGUAAGCUUGAAUGGCAAAGAACAGAUGUUGCAUGAGGGAAACAAUUUGGCCAAGAUAAUUCAAGCUACCGUUCCAAGAUAUAAGGAAGUCCUGCCAGGUUUAGAAAGUUGGCAAGCUCAGAAAAUUGCUACUUGGCACAAUAUUGAGGGGCACUCCAUCCAAUGGUUGUGUGUGGUAUGCAUAGACCGAAGAGGCAUGAUGGCCGAGGUCACAACAGCAUUGGCCACAGCUGGCAUAACCAUAUGUUCUUGUCUGGCUGAGAUUGAUGGAGGAAGAGGAAUGGGUGUCAUGUUAUUUCACAUAGAAGGAAACUUGGAAAACUUGGUGAGUGCUUGCUCUAUGGUGGAUCAUGUAUUAGGCGUUUUAGGGUGGUCUACCGGCUGCAGCUGGCCGAGCUUGGUGGAAGACAAUGCUGUUCUCGAGUGCUAGUUCAAGCAUUGCAAGACUAUAUCAGGGAACUUUAAGUUUUGUUCGCAUCAAGGAAGGCAUUAUUAUGUGUCUAAAUUUUUGUUUCAUACAUAAAUUUGUUCCAACUCGCUAACCCAAUAAACCGGCAGCAGCCAAUUGAGCUAAAGACUCGAAACUCAAGGCGGUUGUAUAUAGAAAAAAGAGUGAUAGGAUAAAGGAGUAUACAAAACUGUAAAUGUAGUUGUGCAGAAAAAUCCGAGUAUUUAUAUUUUACUAGUUA
This is a messenger RNA of Arachis stenosperma, 3162 nucleotides long. RefSeq names its product putative GTP diphosphokinase RSH1, chloroplastic. The record is from RefSeq and is a predicted model, not a curated record. Lineage: Eukaryota; Viridiplantae; Streptophyta; Magnoliopsida; Fabales; Fabaceae. Gene Ontology annotation, biological process: guanosine tetraphosphate metabolic process. Bases 249 to 2903 code for a protein of 884 amino acids. The transcript is spliced from 24 exons.